UCCGGCGAUCGCGCUCGCCAACUUGACCCAGGGACAAUACCGAACUCCAAACUUCUCCUCCUCCUCUCGGUUGAACUCCAUCUACAGUCCACACAUCCCUACCCCCGUCUUCUCCUACCGCUCAUUCCAUCCACCACCAAGCACAGCCUCCAUCCUCAUCGUUUUGCUUCAUCGUUCCAUCAAUGCAUCAUGCCCGGUAGCGCAGAAAUCCCAUCUAUAAGACUUGAAGUCAUUUGCGGAAAAAAUAUCAAAGUCCCCUCCUGGCGCAUGCCUGCAGGCAUUUACGUGUCCAUCAAUUUCGACUCAAGGAGACGUUGGAAAUCAGCCACCCGUGUCUUAUCAUCCAACGAAUCCGUAGUGUGGGGAGAUACCAUGACCCUAUCAUCACACGACUCACCUGCAUUAUCAGUGGAGAUCAGAGCAUCUUACGAGGUCGACCGAAUGCUUGGCAAUGGUGAAAUCAUCGGAAAACUUCAAACGUCGUGGGAUGACCUGCUCGAUCAUGGAGAUGAACCGUUCGAACUGUCCUUCCCACCCAUCCGCGGUGUCACUCCUUCGCUCACGCUGAAGGCCGCUGUUGUACAUACUUGUGAUAAUCAGGACAGUGUACUAUUCGACGUGGGUGACGCUAGCCUCUGUGGUUAGUUUUUGCUGACGGAAUGUCAACUGUAGUCCCUCGUAGACUGCGAGAUUGCUCGAGAGACAGAUGCGGGCCACGCACGAUAUGCCGAAUACAUGACCAGCAAGACAGUCUCUCACCUGAACGAUGCUUU
This is a messenger RNA of Suillus clintonianus, 773 nucleotides long. RefSeq lists its product as uncharacterized. Bases 190 to 645 code for a protein of 151 amino acids. NCBI's taxonomy places the organism in Eukaryota, Fungi, Basidiomycota, Agaricomycetes, Boletales, Suillaceae. The record is from RefSeq and is a predicted model, not a curated record. The transcript is spliced from 4 exons.